AUGUUCACUUCCACCAACACUACUUUCGGAACGAGCCCUUUCCACAUCUUCUUGAAACAUGCUGGACCAUCAACUUUACAAUCUCGAGCUCGAACAUUAACUUCUACUGCUAAGAGAUCAGCUAGAACACAUGGCAGCUUGAGUCAUUAUGAUGUAUUGAAGUUGUCAAAGAACUCGACAAAGCAGCAGAUAAAAGCUAGGUUCUAUGAGCUAUCCAAGCAAUAUCAUCCAGAUGCCAAAGGUGGAGACACAGCGAAAUUCCACGAGAUAAACGAUGCCUAUGCUGUAUUAGGUGACGAUAGCAAACGUCGUCAAUACGAUACGUCACUCACACCUGCAUCCCAUCACUCACAUCCAUCCCGUACUCAUCAACCCUACGGCCACGGUCACGGUCACUCAUCGUUCUCACCUCGUGAUCCCUAUUUACAUCGAGCAGCCCAAGGUCCCCAUCGAGCAUGGUCGAAUACCAACUCUACAGCUUACAAAACUGGUCAAGCGCCCCGAACGGAAAACUACCAACCGUUUGGUAGAAAGACACCGCCGAAUUUCCAGUAUACUUACGAAUACGAUCUCAACUAUAAUCCCAAUGCUCGAACUGCCAAACCUGGGGGUAAACGCAAAACGGGAGAGGACGGCGAAGGCGAGGGAGAAGGAGGUGGGGGAGGUGGGGUAUGGAAGUUUUUGGUUACGGUCGGAUUGAUAUUUACUGUUAUCUCUCUUGGAGGUGGGUUAACGGCUAAUUCGCAGGGGUCAUAUGAUUGGGAAAUAGUACAGAGCAGAUGGGAUGAAGAAAUAGAUGAUAGACCAGGAAUACAGGAUAGAGAUGAGGUAGCCGAUUGA
Molecule: messenger RNA, 840 nt
Organism: Kwoniella botswanensis
Lineage: Eukaryota; Fungi; Basidiomycota; Tremellomycetes; Tremellales; Cryptococcaceae
Exons: 3
Coding region: 1-840 (279 amino acids)
Source: RefSeq, a predicted model, not a curated record